AAUGCAACACAGAUGGAUGCCAGCUGCCGUAAAACUGAAAAGAAGAACGUCAAGUGUGCUAACUGUCGUGAAAGCACAUUGACGGAGAAAGAAGUGCGCACAACGCUAAUAAGUCAGUCUUAUUAUUUGUUCUCCAGUUCGAAAUAUUUACGUCGUAUAAAAUACAUAUUUGAUUGUUUAUUUAAGGAUAAAAUCGCCUGAAGCACUGUGCCGCUUCUCCUGCUAUCUUUGCUUGUUAGUUAUCUUAGCUCGCUAGUUAGCUUAGCUCGCUAGUUAGCUUAGCUUGUUAGCUGCUAACAGAAGACACAGAAGUUAUCAACACAUCGCUAAGUAGAGAUCAAGUGUGAGAGUAAAGUGUUGUGAUUGUGUGAAAAUGUCUACAUUACAAAUGUUGAGAGCGUUGGUGGAUCAGCGACUAACUGCUGCCGUUGAAGAAAUAUUUGUAGUGUUAGAAAGAACGAUAGCAGAAUACGAGGCGGAACUUUCUAGAACAAAGCAGGAGAAUAAUCAACUACUGGACGCUGUUUUCAAGAAACAUCAAGUUGUGUUACACAGAACAGACGUCAAAGAAGAACCUCUACCUCAUGAGCAGGAGGAGGAACCACAAUCCCCCAACAUACAUGAGGAAGAAGAGGUUCCACAUUCCCAAUACAUUAAAGAGGGAGGGGAGGAGCCAAAGCCCCCCCACAUUAAAAACGAAGCAGCAGAACACAGCAUCAGUCAGGGGGGAGAGCAUAUUGAAGGACUGGGGGAGUUCCCAGUGACUGGUGUCCCUGUGAAGAGUGAAGAUGAUGAGGUCAAAGGUGAAAGUGAGGAGAAGAGAGAGGCGGAGCCUCCAAGCAGCAGCUCAACACAACACAUGACAACAGAAGCUGAUGGAGACCACUGUGGAGGAUCACAAGCAGACAAGCUCUUAGCUCCACUAUCAGAUAGUGAGGACACAACGUCACACUCUCCUGACACUGAUGAUGAAGACUCUAAAGAUGAUAAGACAUGUCACACUGACAACACUCACUUCAAAUGUUCUCACUGUGACAAAACCUUUAAAUACCAUAGUUAUCAGAAAAGACACAUGAGAAUACACACUGGAGAAAAACCUUUUAUCUGUUCAAUCUGCGGUAAAUGUUUUGGGACGAGCCACAAUUUGAAAUUACACAUGAGAAUACACACUGGUGAAAAACCUUUUAUCUGUUCAAAAUGUGGUAAAGGUUUUACAAACAGUCAGAGUUUGAAAACACACAAAGUUUCACACACUGGAGAAAAAUCUUUUACAUGUUUAAUCUGUAGUAAAGGUUUUGUACAAAGUCACAAUUUGAAAGCACACAUGAGAACACACACUGGUGAAAAACCUUUUUCCUGUUCAAUCUGUGGCAAAGGUUUUACAGAAAGUCAAUGUUUGAAAAGACACACGAGAACACACACUGGUGAAAAACCGUUUUCCUGUUCAAUUUGUGGUAAAAGUUUUAGAGAAAGUCAACAUUUGAAAGUACACACGAGAACACACACUGGUGAGAAACCUUUCACAUGUUCAAUCUGCAACAGAAGCUAUUGUGACCAAUCAAACCUUGUAGCACACAUGAGAACACACACAGGAGAUAAAGGGUUGAGUUGCAGUGUGUGUGGUGAAAGAUUCUCUUAUAAGUACCAGUGUAAGAAACACAAGUGUGCUGGUGAGAACAGCAGCAGCAAAUGAAACUGCAGGAUUUGAAAUAAACUGUAAAGACUUUAAUUUUGACUUUAUAACAACAUCAGCACAUAUAACGUGUGUGACAUUGUUGUUUGUGUAACACAAUCUUGUCAACAUGCUUCUAUAUUUAUACACCAUUUUUUUUCAGCCCAUUGCAUGCAUUAAUAUGCAACAUUGUGUACUUUUAUAUUGACAUAAACUAUUACAAGAAGAACAAUUUUACUAAAAAAGUCAGUAAAUCCAAAACAGUACAAAACAUGUGAUACAUUCAAAUUACAUUUAGUGUACAUACCUUUUUAGACAAGAUAAUUUCCUUGUAUGUGUAACAUUGUUUUUUUGUGUAACACUAUUUUAAUAUGCUUCUACAUUUAUAGAUUAGAUAUUUUGUAUUAGUGCUUUUUUCGGUCAAGUACAUGCAAUAAUAUGCAACAUUGUGUACUUUUAUUAAAAAUUGAACAGAACAAUUUGACUGAAAAGGUGAGAGUAAACAGUACAGACAUAUUUUACAUACAAUAAAAAAAAUGUAUGUGUAUAUAUAUUCAUCAUACAAAAUUAGACUUAUUCAUAAUAGUGUUUUUUAUAUGUGUUUGAAAUAUUGAAGUGUGACAUAUUUUUAUUUCUAAUUAUUAAUGAUCCCAUAGAUUAGCACCUUUAUAUGAUAUACAUAUGUACUGGUUCACAUCUGAAACAUCUUCUGGACCACUUCAGGAAGCAUAUUAUUAUUUACUUUAUACAUUUUUGAACAGUUGUCUUUGUACAAUUUUAAAAUGUGUGACUUUAUGAAUUAUAUGUUGGGUCUCUAUAAUCCAUUUUAUUAAUUAUCUUUAUUACUCUCUUUUGUAACAUGAUGAUUGUGUUGUGAUUGUUUUAUAUGUAUGUCCCCAGACCUUUAUGCAAUAUAAAAGUGCGAGAAA
Messenger RNA from Entelurus aequoreus (snake pipefish), 2601 nucleotides. RefSeq names its product gastrula zinc finger protein XlCGF57.1-like. The transcript has 2 exons. Gene Ontology annotation, molecular function: DNA-binding transcription factor activity; RNA polymerase II cis-regulatory region sequence-specific DNA binding. Lineage: Eukaryota; Metazoa; Chordata; Actinopteri; Syngnathiformes; Syngnathidae. The coding region runs from base 374 to 1693 and encodes 439 amino acids. Gene Ontology annotation, biological process: regulation of transcription by RNA polymerase II. The record is from RefSeq and is a predicted model, not a curated record.